AUGUCUGCUCACCAGGGAAUUGCCAGAGCCGGGUACCGGUACUUUGGGACAGAGCGCAACUCGUCGUCCAAAGUGCCGGCCAAAUCCCGUCGACGCGCCCGCCGCUCCCGUCCGCGCCUCCCAUCCGAUCCCGCUCGCCCUUCUGACCAGCCGGAGACGAGCGUGCAGGGCCGCACCGUCGAGAUGCUCAACUCACGCCGCGCCUUCGUCGCCGCCGCCUUCCUCCUCACCCUCCUCUUCCUCCUCUCCCGAUCCCAUCAUCCGGCCCUCCGGACAAAGGCACCGCCCCCGGGCCCCGACGCCGACGGUCGUCCUGCCGAUGCCGCCCCCGCCGACGGCCACGCGGCCACGGCCGAGAGCAAACCGGCGCCCCAGAAGCCCCUGGUCGACAUGUCGCGCCUGUCGACGUACGACAAGCUCCUGUACGCGUACCCCUACGACGUCGAGACCAAGUUCCCCGCCUACAUCUGGCAGACGUGGAAGACGACGCCGUCCGACACCGACUUUUCCUUCCGCGAGCAGGAGGCGUCCUGGACCGAGCAGCACCCGGGCUUCGUGCACGAGGUCAUCACCGACGACGUCGCCGUCAGCCUCCUCCGCCUGUUCUACGCCUCGGUGCCCGAGGUGCUCGAGGCCUACAGCGCCCUGCCACUGCCGGUCCUGAAGGCCGACUUCUUCCGCUACCUCAUCCUCUACGCCCGCGGCGGCAUCUACUCCGACAUCGACACCUACGCCAUCCAGAGCGCCCUCGAGUGGAUCCCCGAGCGGAUCCCGCGCGAGUCCAUCGGCCUCGUCAUCGGCAUCGAGGCCGACCCCGACCGCGUCGACUGGGCCGACUGGUACAGCCGCCGCAUCCAGUUCUGCCAGUGGACCAUCCAGAGCAAGCCCGGCCACCCGGUGCUGCGCGACAUCAUCGCCCGCAUCACCAACUCGACGCUCGCGCUCAAGCGCUCGGGCAAGCUGGCCAGCUUCCAGGGCAAGGACGUCGUCGACUUCACCGGCCCCGCCGUCUGGACCGACACCAUCAUGAGCUACUUCAACGACGAGCGCUUCUUCGACAUGAAGAACAGCAAGGGCAAGAUUGACUGGCGCAACUUUACCGGCAUGGAGACGAGCAAGCGUGUCGGCGACGUCGUCGUCCUCCCCAUCACGAGCUUCUCCCCGGGCGUCGAGCAGAUGGGCGCCAAGGACUACGACGACCCCAUGGCCUUUGUCAAGCACGACUUUGAAGGCACGUGGAAGCCCGAGAGCGAGAGGCACAUUGGCGAGCAGCAAGAGGGCGAGGAAGCCCCGAAGCAAUGA
Molecule: messenger RNA, 1302 nt
Organism: Drechmeria coniospora
Lineage: Eukaryota; Fungi; Ascomycota; Sordariomycetes; Hypocreales; Ophiocordycipitaceae
Product: initiation-specific alpha-1,6-mannosyltransferase
Exons: 3
Coding region: 1-1302 (433 amino acids)
Biological process (GO): protein N-linked glycosylation
Cellular component (GO): mannan polymerase complex
Molecular function (GO): alpha-1,6-mannosyltransferase activity
Source: RefSeq, a predicted model, not a curated record